Solenopsis invicta (red fire ant) is the source of this 1643-nucleotide messenger RNA. RefSeq names its product extensin-1-like. Lineage: Eukaryota; Metazoa; Arthropoda; Insecta; Hymenoptera; Formicidae. The transcript has a single exon. The record is from RefSeq and is a predicted model, not a curated record. Bases 153 to 1142 code for a protein of 329 amino acids.
AGAGAGACCGAUAUAUAAAUUAGGGUGGUCCUUAUAAUGUUUCUUUUUGCAGCAAAUGAAGAAUAUGUUGCGGCGCGCGGUGCAGCAAGCGAAAAAAAAAGGUAAUUAUAUGCAACCUAAUAAAAAAAUACAGAAAUUUUAAAAAGUUUAAAAUGUUUUUUCCUAACUUUGCAGGAUAUUUUGGCGCAGCAGAAAUUAAAAACGGAAAUCUUCCGCAGUCUACUCAGGUGUACAAUCUUCCGCCGGCCACUCAAGUGUACAAUCCUCCGCAGGCCACUCAGGUGUACAACCCUUCGGCGGCUGUCCAAGUGUACAAUCCUCCACAGCCCACUCAGGUGUACAACCCUUCGCCGGCGAUUCAAGUGUACAAUCCUCCGCAGGCCAGUCAGGUCUACAACCCUCCGCCGGCCGCCCAAGUGUACAAUCAUCCGCAGCCCACUCAGAUCUAUAACCCUCCAUCCGCCACUCAAGUAUACAAUCCUCCGCAGGCCACCCAGGUCUACAACCCUCCGCCGGCCGCCCAAGUGUACAAUCAUCCGCAGUCCACUCAGGUCUACAACCCUCCGCCGGCCACCCAAGUGUACAAUCAUCCGCAGUCCACUCAGGUUUACAACUCUCCGCCGGCCGCCCAAGUGUACAAUCCUCCGCAGCCCACUCAGGUGUACAACCCUCCGCCGGCCGCCCAAGUGCACAAUCCUUCGCAGCCGACUCAGGUGUACAACCCUCCGCCGGCCGCCCAAGUGCACAAUCCUUCGCAGCCGACUCAGGUGUACAACCCUCCGCCGGCCGCCCAAGUGCACAAUCCUCCGCAGCCCACUCAGGAGUACAACACUCCGCGGGCGAUUCAAAUGUACAAUCCUCCGCAGCCCACUCAGGUCUACAACCCUCCACCCGCCACCCAAGUAUACAAUCCUCAGCAAGCCACUCAGGUCUACAACCCUCCACCCGCCACCCAAGUAUACACUCCUCCGCAAGCCACUCAGGUCUACAACCCUCCACCAGCCACUCAAGUGUUCAAUCCUCCGCAGGUAGCUGAGGUCUACAACCCUCCGUCGGCCUCCCAAGUAUACAAUCCUCCGACAGCAACCCAAGUGUACAAUCCUCCGCAACCCACUGAGGAGUACAAUCCUCCUACAGUAUAAUUAACGUUUAAAAUUGUUAUUUUAACCAAGAAAAUUAUUUAAAAUAACAAAAAUUAUAUUAUUAGACUUAAGAUGUCAUCUACAGACUGAAAAUGUUUAUGAUAACAUUCAAUUUUUUAUGCAAUAUACUUGCUUGUUUGCUCCCGUUAUAUUAAAUUACAUUAAAUUUUGCUGCGUAUUUUUAACAAUGAAGAUGUAUCAAUUUUCUUAUUUUCAUAGAUUCACGUACGUCAAUCUUUCCUUCUUAUAAACAUUGCAUUGAAAAAAGAACUUGGUGAUAGCUACCAAAUUAUUAUGUAAUUAUUAUUUUAUGUUUGAUGUAAGAUUUUAUGUUUGAUAAGAUUUUAUGUAACAUUUUAUGUUUGAAGAUUUCUUUAUAAUUAAUAAAAUGUUUCAGAAAAAUAUAUUCUAUAUGUACUUUAUUUUUCUAUCUUUUUUUAUGUAAAUAACUACUCUAAAGAGGAUACUGUUUUUUCUUUGGACUAUUUUUAUAAAUAAAUA